Suillus discolor is the source of this 1356-nucleotide messenger RNA. RefSeq lists its product as uncharacterized. Bases 1 to 1356 code for a protein of 451 amino acids. Lineage: Eukaryota; Fungi; Basidiomycota; Agaricomycetes; Boletales; Suillaceae. The transcript is spliced from 4 exons. The record is from RefSeq and is a predicted model, not a curated record.
AUGAUCAAGUAUGGGAGGAAAUGGACACCCAGGAUAGUGGUCUACCAGCAGAAAUGUGAAGAGGUGCUGAAGAGGAUUGAGGACGAGUCUGGGGUAAAGCCAGGAGAUCCUGGUAUGUUCAAACAUUAUCAGGCGGCGGUGAAGAGAGUCAUGGCUGAAUUGGACGACAACGAGUUGGAGAAGGUGAAAGAAACAGCAGAGGAGUGGUCCAACAACUGUCCACCUCCAGAGAUACAAGCACAAGUCGCUCGUAAGAAGGGUCCGGCAUAUAUGGAGCACUUUUCGAACGAGAUGUGGAGGCAAUGUGGGAUGAGAGUUUUUGUGAUGUUGGCUUGGAAGAAUGAAAAGGGAGAGGUGCUGUUCGGGAUGCAUGAUGAUAACGAGGCCUUAGGAAAUGGGGACAGCUUCAUGAAGACGAAGGACUGGGAGGACAUUGAGCCAGUGUGGCAGGAGUAUGCGCAGGAACAGUUCGGCUCCGUGGCACAGGAUGGAGGACGUCAGGUCAAGGGAGGUCGAAAAAGAAUUCGAAAACCAGCUUUCGAACUCGAAAUGGACGGGGAGGGUAUGCCACUCCUUCCGGACAUCACGGACACGAAACUUGAGGAGAAGAAGGCCAUAGUGAGGGCCUUUCUUACAUCGCACUAUCGGAUAUGUUCCGGGAAGGACAAGGCGGUUGUGCCAUGGAGUGCCAUUGUACAAAGUCAGGAUGACUUCGUGGCCCGGACGUAUCUUCCGGCGGAUGUUGACUUGAAGGAGCCUUCGAAGCUGCAAAAUUGGGACACGACUGCCUUGCUCCAUUUCUGGCGUGCUCGGCAGGAAACAGGCGAAGGUCCCACAUUUCUGUUCAAAGCAUGGAAGAACAAUGAUGGGGACAUGGUACCAUCUGUCAUAUCUGGCAAGUCGCCCUCUCCUCAGACUCGUAUAGUGAGAAAGCAGCAGAGGGUUACCAUCCGAAGGCCUCGGGAUUCGUCGACAGAAGCCGAGAGUGAUAAGGAGAGUGCCACUAAUCAUACCGAGGAUGAUGUGGAUGAUGACUUGGCUGACGGGAGACAUCCGCUGAAGAAACCCAGGACAGGAGGUCCUACACCCAAAGGGAUGGCAGUCCCACGUGCAAUUCCAAAGCCUUGCCCGGCCAAGCCAGCCAAAAAAGGUGCAUUACUGACAUCGCGAAUGGGCGACCUCCUUGCUGGGUUAACUGAAGACGCAACCAGCGAGGUUAGAGAUGAUGUUGAAAUGGAAGACAGUAUCAUGCCGCCGGCACAGAAAAGGAGGCGGGGCAAGAGAGUCACAGUUGAACCAUCCACGAGGACGACCCGGAGUAAGUUGCAAAUGCCAGUAGACAGACACCUAGAGUAA